Molecule: messenger RNA, 1603 nt
Organism: Ooceraea biroi (clonal raider ant)
Lineage: Eukaryota; Metazoa; Arthropoda; Insecta; Hymenoptera; Formicidae
Product: glycerol-3-phosphate dehydrogenase [NAD(+)], cytoplasmic
Biological process (GO): glycerol-3-phosphate catabolic process; carbohydrate metabolic process
Cellular component (GO): cytosol
Molecular function (GO): NAD binding; glycerol-3-phosphate dehydrogenase [NAD(P)+] activity; protein homodimerization activity
Source: RefSeq, a predicted model, not a curated record
CUAAAUCCGAAGCAUCGCGAGAGCAAGCGUCAAAGGACACGUCAUAGGGUCAAGUUUAGAUUCGCGGCCUUAAGUCGUUAUCGCUAUUAUCAGUGCGGCGCUAAUUUCGUCGUGGCGUUCCUUAAUUCGUCGUCGUCGUCGUCGACGGCGGAGUUUUUGCUCGGUUGGCCGUAGUCCAGAGCUUGCGCGCAGGCCGCUAGAAAAUAAUUCACAAUCGCCGCUAAGGUCAGCAGGCUUCUAAGUCAGUCGGUCAGUCGUGCCUCGCGAUUGAUCAGCUGUCGAUCGGCGGAUACCAUUGAAGAAGAAAAUUAAAGGAAACAGAGGGAUGCCGGACGCGAAGAAGAGGGUAUGCAUCGUCGGCAGCGGCAACUGGGGCUCGGCGAUCGCGAAGAUCGUCGGUGCAAAUGUGAUGAAGUUCAACAAUAUAUUCGAGACUCGAGUGACAAUGUACGUGUACGAAGAGAUCAUUAACAACGAAAAAUUAACCGACAUAAUCAACACCCUCCACGAGAACGUCAAGUAUCUGCCUGGACAUAAACUUCCGGAAAAUGUGGUCGCCAUACCUGAUGUUGUGGAGGCCGCAAAAGAUGCCGACAUCCUCGUUUUUGUCUUGCCACAUCAGUUCAUUCGCACGUUGUGCUCGACACUGCUGGAUAAUAUAAAGCCAACUGCAGUUGGCCUCUCCCUUAUUAAGGGAUUCGGUCGAGGAGAGGGGAACAGUAUCGAGUUGAUCUCCAAGAUCAUUGAGAAGAAUCUGCGAAUACAAUGCAACGUUCUGAUGGGUGCCAAUCUCGCCAACGAGGUUGCCGAAGAGAAGUUUUGCGAAACUACGAUUGGGUGCAAAGAUAAACGAUUGGCGCCGGUGCUGAGAGAUCUCAUUCAAACUUCCAACUUCCGAGUGGUCGUCGUGGAAGAUUGCGAGACCGUGGAAGUCUGUGGAGCAUUGAAGAACAUUGUGGCAUGCGCAGCUGGCUUCGUGGAUGGCCUUGGGCUGGGUGAUAACACGAAGGCCGCGGUGAUCCGAUUAGGGCUGAUGGAGAUGGUCAAGUUCGUCGAUACUUUCUACAGCGGUUCGAAGCUCUCCACAUUUUUCGAGAGCUGUGGCGUGGCGGAUCUGAUCACUACCUGCUACGGAGGAAGAAAUCGCAGAGUCUGCGAGCAGUUCGUCAAGACUGGCAAGACCAUCACGCAGUUGGAAGAUGACCUAUUGUCCGGGCAGAAGCUGCAGGGGCCGGCAACAGCGGACGAAGUCCACGACAUGCUGAAGGCGCGUAAUCUCAUGGACAAGUUUCCACUGUUCACUGCGGUGCACCGCGUCUGUACCGACCAGCUGCGGCCGGCCGAUCUCAUCGAUCAGAUUCGCAGCCACCCUGAGCACGUGAUGAGAUUAGAGGAAGCAAGCGCGUAGUUAUCACGUGAAGCAUAAAUUGGACUCGCACAAUAAGCAGCCUACGAAACAAAUUAAGAGAGAAACGAGUUAGACAACGAAAUCUGUAUAUAUAAUUCGUAUGCAACGUAUUCUUCCUAUCCUUUACACUUAUGAUACAAAAUGAUAUUUACAAAAAUUUAUAAGGCCUUUAAAUAAUCAAGUAUUCACAAUCAA